This is a messenger RNA of Sodiomyces alkalinus F11, 505 nucleotides long. RefSeq lists its product as hypothetical. The transcript has a single exon. NCBI's taxonomy places the organism in Eukaryota, Fungi, Ascomycota, Sordariomycetes, Glomerellales, Plectosphaerellaceae. The record is from RefSeq and is a predicted model, not a curated record. The coding region runs from base 121 to 408 and encodes 95 amino acids.
UUUUGGCCUCUGGAAAAGGGUACAUGGUGGGAGGACACGGGGAUAGAUAGAUUUCAGUGUAAACGCUUGCUUGCUAGCUGGCAACUCUUGCGAGGGCCGUUUUUGCAGAGCGAAUGGACCAUGUUAGGCGUAUGCCGCAUUCAUGACCGGGAGAGAGUACCGUACCUAGGAUCGUCAACCUCGAACCGUCAGUGGCUUCAGGUUCGCCGGGUGCUGGUGCAGCUUCUGCUCCGUCUUGCAGCAGCAUUUGCUCGUACAAUUGUUGCAAUUUCACGGUUUGCUUUUGCAUGUGCGAGAGCAUGUCCUCCAAUGGGGCGAUGGCAGCGUCCAAGGCUUCCUCCCGUCUCUGUUCUUUACACUACUUCGAUACUGUGGCCAAGGCGGCGGCAUUACCAUCCCGGUAAGUAAAGGAAUGUUCUUAGUUGGCGCAUGAAAGAGAAAGUGUCUAGGCGAGGUCGAGGACGAGGACGAGGACGAGGACGAGGACGACAAACGGAAAAGCCGG